Molecule: messenger RNA, 1743 nt
Organism: Diaporthe amygdali
Lineage: Eukaryota; Fungi; Ascomycota; Sordariomycetes; Diaporthales; Diaporthaceae
Product: major facilitator superfamily transporter
Exons: 2
Coding region: 1-1743 (580 amino acids)
Biological process (GO): transmembrane transport; basic amino acid transport
Cellular component (GO): fungal-type vacuole membrane
Molecular function (GO): basic amino acid transmembrane transporter activity
Source: RefSeq, a predicted model, not a curated record
AUGACUGGAGGCGACCUCCUCAAUCAGGACACGGGCGACAAUGCCACCAACGCCAGCACCGUCCCGGAUGUCACUGAAAACACGCCUCUUAUCGCAAGCUCGCCGAGCCCACCACUGCAACGGCGUAUUGUCGACGAUGACGACGACGAUGCUGCCCAGCACUUUGUCACGCCCAUACGUGCCGCAUGCAUCUGCUUCAGCAUGUGGGUUCUCAUGUUUAUGCAGGCAUGUAACAUGAGCGGCAUGACCAUGGUGCAGUCCGCCAUCGCAGAGGAGCUUGAGGCGUACGAGCUCGUAACGUGGUUCACCUCAGCCUACAUGAUUACAGUCGCCUCAUCGGCGCCGCUAGCCGGCCGCCUUGCUACCAUCUUCUCGCCGGGCUUCAUGAUCCUGACCGCCGGCUGCUUCUUCGCCAUCGGCGCCAUCGUCACCUCCCAGGCCGGUUCCUUCGCCGUCUUCACGCUGGGCCGUGUGCUCAUCGGUAUCGGCGGCGGCGGCGUUAUGACGCUGUCCCUCAUCCUGGUGCUGCAGCUCACGUCCCGAAAGCGGCGCGGCUUGUUCGUCGGCUUGGUCAACUUCGGCUUCACCAUCGGUGUGUCAUUUGGGGCUGUUGUUUUUGGUGCUCUUUUGCCCGUGCUAGGUUGGAGGGCCUUGUUCUGGGUGCAAGCUCCUAUUGGAAUACUGUCCGGAGCUGGUGUCUUUUUUAGUAUCCCGGCGUUUGCUACCACGGGGCCUGCCAAGGGUAAGAGUGUCUUACAGAAGCUCAAGGCUAUCGACUAUGCUGGCGCUGUCUUGUUAACGGCUGCCAUUGUCCUCUUCCUCUACGGCCUGUCCGGUACCAUCCAGGUCCUUCCGAUGAUACUCUCAAUCAUUCCCCUUGUUCUCUUCGUCUUUGUCGAGUACAAGGUAGCAUCCGACCCGCUGAUCCCCAUCAGCGUCCUGCAGUCCCGUGGUGUCUUGUUCUCGUGCCUGGCUCAGCUAGGUUUCAUGGCUUCUCGAUGGAUGGUCCUCUACUACGCGCCCAUUUUCGUCCUAGCUGUACGGGGCCUAUCUCCCACAGUAGCCGGCACAGUUCUCAUCCCCACAAAUCUGGGCUUCGGUAUCGGCGGCCUGGUCGUUGGCUGGCUGCAUAUCCGCCGCUCUGGUGCUUUCUGGCUGCCAUGCAUCGUCUCGAUCUUCCUCUUCGGACUGGCCCUCUUCGGUCUUUCCCUGACGAGCAAUGCCAGCUCUCCAGCAUGGCUAUAUGUGUUGAUUAUCACUUUGAACGGAUUCUGCACCGGCGCGGCAUUAAAUUAUACAUUAGCCCACAUCCUUCACCUCGCUACCCCUGAGACACACUUUAUCGCCACGAGCCUGUUGGCAACCUUCAGGGGCUUCGCUGGCAGCUUCGGGACGGCCAUCGGGGGCGGUAUCUUCACGCGGAGCUUGAGAGAAAACCUGACCGCCGGCUUUUUGAAGCUUGAUGGGACGGCCGAUCUGUCCCCAAGACGGGUGACUCUGAUCAGGAGGCUCCUCGGCAGCCCAAAUUUUGUAUUCAACGGCUACCUGAGCAACGCGGAGAGGGAGGUAGCGGUGAAGGGAUACGAGGCCGCGUUCAACGUCUUGUACACCUCCGCUGCUGCCUUGGUGGUGCUGGUGCUCUUGGUUCAAGCUGGUACAGGCUGGACGGCGCCAGCGAAUCAAGAGGGCGAGGAAGAUAUACAGGAGGAGAUCGCGGAGCACGAUGGGCGCAUGGAGGCUUAG